This is a messenger RNA of Mugil cephalus (flathead mullet), 5262 nucleotides long. Its product is annotated as probable polypeptide N-acetylgalactosaminyltransferase 8. The record is from RefSeq and is a predicted model, not a curated record. The coding region runs from base 3199 to 5013 and encodes 604 amino acids. NCBI's taxonomy places the organism in Eukaryota, Metazoa, Chordata, Actinopteri, Mugiliformes, Mugilidae. Gene Ontology annotation, cellular component: Golgi apparatus. The transcript has 11 exons.
AGAAGAUGAUGACUUCUCUUCUACACCACUGAAAACUACAACACAAGAAAACUACAACAAAAACAGGACACCACCGCAUGAAGAGCAGAUACAGUUCUUGUAUGGUCAUCAAGCACUCUAUAAAGCCUUUCCUGGUCAAAAUUAUUGGGCUCAUUUCUCUGAAGCGAUUCAAAACACUGCAAAGCGCUUGUAAAAAAAAACUUAUUACAUCCUCUUCAUUCCCUUUCACGUCAUAACAUAAAUAAAGAAGAUAUUGGCCUUCGCAACUGGAGCGUCUGUAGUCCCUCCUAUUGGCUUUUCCCCAAGUCCGUCUGUUGAGUUCAUUUACAAAUGAGAUGAUGGCCAACACAUGUGUUAACUGCAUCAGGUUAUCUCCAUCUCUCAUUUACACAUUAUUUAUUAGUUUAAAAAAAUGUUAACAAAACAGUAAAAAAAAACAAAGAAAGAAAACAUUAACAUAGCCUCCGUACUGAAACAUGUGCAUGAGUGAGGAAAGCACAUCAAUUCCAUAGUUCCCAUCAUUUUCCACUGGAUUCACUUGUCGAACCAUAUUCAUUGUGGUCUCAUUGAUUGUUAUGUUAAUAUCUGAAAUUGUAACGUUAUUAUUAGUUUGAAGUUCUGGCAAAGGCUCGUGUUCACUGAUGCCAUAGUGGGUAUCCAUAUGAAUAAUGUUGUUGAAACUGCUUGAAUUCCAAUGUUUUUUAUGACACCUGAAUGCCACAGCUGAAGAGGUGUCUGCCCACAGUCUUUCAAUACUCUGAUUAUGGACUGAAACACCUGUAAUGACACUGUCCAGUCCCCUUCUUUCCAACAUAAAACGUGCAACAAGUAUAUUUUCCAUGCCAUGAUCGCAUCUGACCCUUGCAGGUAAACCAAAGUUCUCAACGCCCUCCAAAAAUAAUGACAGAACACUUGAGGCUCUGUUAUUGGACAAGCACCGCAGGUAUAUACUGUAAUAGUCCGACUGAAGCCAUCAACACAGCCAUGCAUGACUAGACACCACCUAACCAGCUUGUGGUUUCCAUCGAAAUGCCUGUUGGGAGACCAGAAUCGGUAUUAUGACACUUGUGCACUAAUGGGAUAGACAUAAAAGCUUAGAACAAGAAUAAUCUUAAAUAUCUACAACAGUGAAAUGGAAGAAACAAGGAAACAAGAUUAUGAAACAAGAAAACUACAACAAAAGCAAUAUUAAAACACUGACAUGGCGUGUUUUCCAGCACAGUAAAUACUUUAAAGUAACUUUAGGUUAUGCUGGACUUUAUUGUACAUUGUUUUUAAUGGUGUGGCAUGGUACCUUUACUUAAAAAAUGAUCACAAUGGGCUUACCAUAAUUGGUUGGAUGUCUGAACACUGUAGACCCUCCGCCUUAUAGCAUGACGGCAUCUAAAUGAUCGCCCAAUAGGGUCCACUCGAUACAAACCGUCUCUGACGUGCCAACGCUGGAUUCUUAAGUCACGUGAUCUCAGGCUUCCAAGGACAUAGGUUUCCCCUGCAUUUGGAGUACUCUGUAAUAUUACAGUCACAAGGCUAUCCAGUUCUUGAUUUGACAUAACUGCAUAGCGUAAUGGUUCAAUUCCCAGUAGUGGCCUGUGUCUGUACAGAGGUGCGAAUACACCUGUGCAGUGAUCGCAGUUGGUGACUCACAUCGCUAUUCAAAGGAUCAUAGUAUACUCUAUAAAGCCUUUCCUGGUCAAAAUUAUUGGGCUCAUUUCUCUGAAGCGAUUUAAUACACUGCAAAGUGCUUGUAAAAAAAAAACUAUUACAUCCUCUUCAUUCCCUUUCACGUCAUAACAUAAAGUUUGCACUAAUAAACAAAAAACAAAGAGCAACAGUUUCAUUUUAAGCACUGUCACUUCCCUCCAGCGAUUAUCCACCAUGUAGACAGCAUGUGUGUCCUCAGAAUGCUCCAAAGAAGAAAAUAGCCUACACUUCCUCUUUUGAGCCACCUUCCUGUUACACUGAAAUUUCAGUAGUGUAUAUGAGAGCAUUUCACUAGUGUGUGUGAGAGCAUAACAUUUCAGUUGUUUGUGUGAGAACAUUUCAGUAGUGUGUGUGAAUGGUAAUUCUGAAUAAUGUCCCUGACAGCCCCUCAUAAGUCAGCAGUCAGAGCAUCAGAGUGCCAACAACAAAGAAUAGCAUCACAGUGUACAAAGGUCACCACACCCAAACUCUACAGUGUAAAUGCCUUUAUUCUCGUCUUUUAUACUUUUGGGGACUCACAGGUCACACCUUCCAUCCAUCCCCUACAUUUUGGGCACACCAGAGCGACACUUUCAUUGACUUCCAUUGUAAAAAACGACACUUCCAGGUUAUGGGGGCACCAAUUGUUCCAAACAAGGGACGGAGCUCCAUUGAUCUCAAUUGCUUGUCAAGAACAAUUACUGGUAAAUUGAUGAAAUAAUGGCAUUUUAAACGUUUUUUAGAGCCCACAGAGACCACAUACAGCCCAAUUUGAUCUCAAGCAGGCUGUACCAGUAAUAUUACAGCAUAGUAACCUGUAAGUAACCACAACCAGAUUUUGUUUUAGUUCAAAUAAUUUGUUACAGAGAGAAUUAUACUGGAGAUGACAAACCUGGAAAGGAAGCGUGUGUUUGGGGACACCUGGAGAGAAAUCGACCUGGUAGAACUCCAAGCAUAGGUCUAUUGAUUUUAGCCGGAGUAUGUCACUCAAACAAUGAGGCUACAAAAAGUCUGUGGAAUCCAGAGUCUGGCAGGUCUAUAUUCCGGGCAACUACGUCCUUAUAACAGAUUCAUGUUGUCCAUGUGUCCAUUGCUGCAAAUGUGAUGCACACACACACGACUUCAUGUUGAGUUUGGUCUUUGGUUUUCCAUUCAUUUUUUACAUCACAUGUUCAUUUUGUAAUACAUUUUCAGUGCCUAUUUGUAUUUUCACUGCAGUUAUUUCAUGUCUAAUUCUAUAAAUUCAUGUUAAACACUACUUUGAGACAUUUUUCACAUUGUUAAGAAUGUUGAAUAAAAAUUUGGUGGUGAAAAAUGUUUUUUUGUGCUAAUUUAAGAGCAGUUUAAACAGACCAAUCAAUUUUGACCGGAAAUACUAAAGUAAGUAAACUAAGGGCGGGAUGUGAAAACGGCAGGAGGGUUUACCUUGGUGUACCUUGUACCGCUUAAGCUGUAAAACCUGGUGGAACGAGAAGUUGCUGUAGCGUCAACACUGUGAUACCCUCCUGAAAAACUACAAUGAGGACACAUAUGCGAAGAGUUGUAAUACUUGGAGGAGUUUUACUCUUAAUAUACAUUGCUGUCAACAUGAUCGAAAGUUUAAGAGCAGAAAAAUCUGCUGCGGGCGUCAUGGAUCAACAAGUUGUGAGGGAUAAACUGGACAGAAUUGAACGGACCAUAGACAAACUGGCAAAGCUGAUAGAGGUACAUGAUGAAAAGACCUCCAACGACAAACAUUUUCCAAAAGUGACCAAGGAGAAGCAGAAAGUUGUGGUGCCAAAGCUGUACCCAGACUCACACCUGUUUAAAACAUGGGGCAGUGACUUAUCGGAAGAGGAACAGAAGGAAGCCGAAGCUCUUUAUCAGAUUUAUGGUUACAACGUCUAUCUGAGUAACCAGAUUCCACUGGAUAGGAAGCUUCCAGAUACGAGAGAUAGCAGAUGUCUGGCCAAGGAUUAUCCCAAAGACCUGCCGACUGCCAGCGUGGUGCUUAUCUACAUAAAUGAGGCUCUUUCUAUCAUUAAGCGGGCAAUACGAAGUAUCAUCACCCACACUCCAAAGCACCUGCUGAAGGAAAUAAUUCUGGUUGAUGACUGUAGCACUUACGAUGACCUUGGCAAACCAUUACAAGAUUAUAUAGAUCAGAUCCACAAUGAAAUUCCUGGACUCAUCAAGAAAGUGCAGCACGAGCGGCAAAUGGGCUUGUCCCAGUCCCGGAUCUCAGGUUGGGAGCAUGCCACAGCAGAUGUUGUAGUCAUCUUGGAUGCCCAUAUUGAAGCCACAGAGGGAUGGGCAGAACCUCUGCUGGCCAGGAUCAAAGCUGACAGGACUGUGGUGGUGUCCCCUGUGUUCGACAAAGUCCAUUUUGAUGACCUACAUGUACAAAAAUAUGAGCCAGCUUCUCAAGGCUUUGACUGGCAAUUAUGGUGCAUGUACGAGACCUUUAGCCCUGAGUGGUACAAGUUAGCGGAUCCAUCGCAACCAGGGAAGAGUCCCUCUGUGAUGGGAAUCUUUGCUGCAGACAGAGGUUUUCUUGGAGAAAUCGGUGGCCUUGAUGGUGGAAUGACAGUUUAUGGGGGAGAAAAUGUUGAACUUGGGAUUCGCGUGUGGCUGUGCGGGGGAAGUGUAGAGGUUGUCCCUUGCUCCAAGAUAGCUCACAUUGAGAGGGCACAUAAACCAUAUGCACCUGAUCUCAGUGCUGCCAUGAGGAGAAAUGCUUUGAGAGUUGCAGAAAUUUGGCUGGAUGAUUACAAGAAAAAUGUGUAUUUGGCUUGGAGCGUUCCUUUGAAGGAUCAUGGGAUUGAUAUCGGCGACAUUUCUGAGAGAAAGGAGCUCAGAGAAAGACUGAAAUGUAAACCUUUCAAGUGGUACCUGGAUAAUGUCUACAAGAGUCUGAACACAAGAAUCUGGGAUAACAUCUUGGGGUAUGGAGGGCUGCAGAACGCACUUUUUAAGGACUUCUGUGUGGACCAGGGGCCUGUUCCAGGAAAUAUCCCCAUCUUGUAUGUGUGCCACUUCCAACUACCACAGCUCUGCUACUACAACGCAGAUGGUGAAAUCAUCAUUGGGGGGAUUAAAUCUCACAAAUACAACAAUAACCGCUGCCUGGUUGAUCCGGGCUCUGGAAGCACGCCGAAUCUGGUUGACUGCCAGCAGGCAAAGCAAAACAAGUUUCAUAUGCACUGGGACUUCAAACAAGGUCAAGCAAUCAGGAACAAAUCAUCCAACCGAUGUCUUGAGAUCGCCCAGGAAAAAGGCUCAAACUAUGAGCUCAUCAUUCAGGAGUGCAGUGGACAGAAAUGGACGAUCACAAAUCCCAUGGCAACUUUUUAAGCACAGAGUUUACAGUGAAUUUACCAACGUUUCAGAGUGUCACUGUUUCAAACUGGAUUUUUGUGAAUGUUGCUUCACUGACCAAUACACAAUCAAGAUGUCCACUUCAAAGCUUUGUUUGAGUUUGUGAGAGACUGUGAGAAAAGAACAUCCUAGGACAAUAUGUUCUGCCAUGGCGAAUGACAUUCAGCGAGCCGCCACACCUACUAGUGGCAUUAAAACUGGUGUUAUAAAACAAUGUGAGAAACU